AUGGUAAAUGAAAGCAAAAACAUGUACAUCCCGGAGGACACCCUUGAGAACCAUCAAGGCUCCGACUACUCUCCCCCUCCCCCCCUUCCUCCCCCUGGCCUGACCAACGAGCACAGUGGCGGUGGUAGCCACGGCGAUCAUGGUGGAGGAGGGGGCGGGGUCAACCACGGGCUGGGCGUGGUGGGCCUGGCCCCGGAGCACAUGGCCACACCUGGGGCGGCCCUGAGCUGGCAGGCGGCAAUCGACGCUGCACGGCAGGCGAAGAUAAUGGGCAACGCCGCAUCAAGCGUAGGGGCAGCGCUUGGGUCGGGAGGGGGCGGGCCCAUCUCCACGGCCAGCUCCACGCAAAGGAAGAGACAACACUAUAGCUCUAAGCCCAAGAAACAGACAACAACAACAGCCACAAGGCCGCCACGGGCCCUACUCUGUCUCACACUCAAGAACCCCAUUCGCCGGGCCUGCAUCAGCAUCGUAGAGUGGAAACCAUUUGAAAUCAUCAUCCUGAUGACCAUUUUCGCCAACUGUGUGGCCUUAGCCGUCUACAUCCCCUUCCCUGAGGACGACUCAAACGCCACCAACUCCAACCUGGAGCGUGUGGAGUAUCUGUUCCUCAUCAUUUUCACGGUGGAGGCUUUCCUGAAGGUAAUAGCCUACGGCCUGCUCUUCCACCCCAACGCCUACCUGAGGAACGGCUGGAAUCUGCUCGACUUCAUCAUCGUAGUCGUAGGGUUAUUCAGUGCGAUCCUGGAGCAGGCCACCAAAGGGGACGGGGCCACUCCUAUUGGAGGGAAGGCAGCGGGCUUCGAUGUCAAGGCUCUGAGGGCAUUCAGAGUACUCAGACCCCUCAGACUGGUCUCUGGAGUCCCCAGUUUACAGGUCGUGUUGAACUCCAUAAUCAAAGCCAUGGUUCCUCUGCUCCACAUCGCCCUGCUGGUCCUCUUCGUCAUCAUCAUCUAUGCCAUCAUCGGCCUGGAGCUCUUCAUGGGCAAGAUGCACAAGACCUGCGCUCACGAGCAGACAGGCAACAUUGCGGACAAAAAGCCGGCACCGUGUGCACCUGAUGGAGCUUACGGUCGACAUUGUAACCACAACGGAACAGAGUGCAAAGUGGGAUGGGAGGGCCCAAACGACGGCAUCACCAACUUUGACAACUUUGCCUUCGCCAUGUUGACGGUGUUCCAGUGUAUAACCAUGGAGGGCUGGACGGAAGUGCUGUACUGGGUAAAUGAUGCAGUAGGGUACAGGUGGCCCUGGGUGUAUUUUGUCACGUUAAUCAUCAUCGGAUCCUUCUUUGUGCUAAACUUGGUUCUGGGGGUAUUGAGCGGAGAGUUUUCCAAGGAGAGGGAGAAGGCCAAGGCACGUGGUGACUUCCAGAAACUCAGAGAAAAACAGCAACUGGAGGAGGACCUCAAGGGCUAUUUAGACUGGAUCACUCAGGCUGAAGACAUUGACCCAGAGAAUGAAGAGGAGGGCAUGGACGAUGACAAACCUAGAAACCUGAGCAUGCCAGCCAGUGAGAACGAAUCCGUCAACACAGAUAACGCCCCCGGGGGAGACGUGGAGGGGGAGACCUGCUGUACCCGGCUAGCAAAUAGGAUCUCCAAAUCCAAGUUCAGUCGAUACUCUCGGAGGUGGAACAGGCUGUGUAGGAGGAAGUGUCGGGCAGCGGUCAAAUCACAGGUUUUCUAUUGGCUGGUCAUCUUCCUGGUUUUCCUCAACACUCUGACCAUCGCCUCUGAACAUCACCAGCAGCCUCAGUGGUUAACGGAUGUGCAAGACAUUGCCAACAAGGUGUUGCUCGCACUCUUCACUGGUGAGAUGCUGUUGAAGAUGUACAGUCUGGGUCUGCAGGCGUACUUCGUUUCCCUCUUUAAUCGCUUCGACUGCUUCGUAGUUUGUGGCGGAAUUCUUGAGACCAUUCUGGUGGAAACUAAGGUCAUGUCUCCUCUCGGCCUCUCUGUGUUACGUUGCGUACGCUUGCUGCGAAUCUUCAAAAUAACCAGAUACUGGAACUCCCUGUCCAACCUGGUGGCGUCCCUGCUAAACUCUGUUCGCUCCAUCGCUUCCCUGCUGCUCCUGCUCUUCCUCUUCAUCAUCAUCUUCUCCCUGCUGGGGAUGCAGCUUUUCGGGGGGAAAUUCAACUUCGACGAGACCCGACGCAGCACCUUUGACAACUUUCCCCAGUCUCUGCUCACUGUGUUUCAGAUCCUAACAGGAGAGGACUGGAACUCUGUGAUGUAUGAUGGUAUCAUGGCGUACGGUGGACCGUCCUUCCCCGGCAUGCUGGUCUGCAUCUACUUCAUCAUCCUCUUCAUCUGCGGAAACUAUAUCCUACUGAAUGUCUUCUUGGCCAUCGCUGUCGACAAUCUGGCAGACGCUGAAAGCCUUACAUCCGCCCAGAAAGAAGAGGAAGAGGAGAAGGAGAGGAAAAAACUGGCCAGGUUGGCUAGUCUGGAGAAGCGUCAUGCCAACGAGAAGCUGCCUCUGGAGGAGAAGAAGAAGGAGAAGAAGAAGAAGAAGAAGAAGGAGAAGAUAGAGCUGAAGUCCAUCACUUCUGACGGAGAGACCAACACUGCUACUAAGAUCAGCAUGGAUGAAAGUGAAGAGAAAAACCCAUAUCCUGCCAAUGACUACAUAGGAGACGAUGAGGAGGAGGAGCCAGAGAUGCCAGUGGGCCCGAGGCCGCGGCCACUCUCCGACAUUCAAUUGAAGGAGAAGGCCAUUCCUAUGCCUGAGGCCCGCGCGUUCUUCGUCUUCAGCCACAAUAACCAAUUCAGGGUUCUGUGCCAUAAGAUCGUCAACCACAACAUCUUCACCAACCUCAUCCUCUUCUUCAUCCUGCUCAGCAGCAUCAGUCUGGCAGCAGAGGACCCAGUCAAGAAUGACUCCUUCAGAAACCAGAUCCUAGGCUAUGCAGAUCAUGUCUUUACUGGACUCUUCACCAUAGAGAUCAUUCUUAAGAUGACAGCCUAUGGGGCCGUCCUCCAUAAAGGGUCAUUCUGUAGAAACUAUUUCAAUAUUCUGGACCUGGUGGUUGUGAGUGUGUCCCUCAUCUCCUCUGGAAUACAGUCCAGUGCGAUUAAUGUGGUGAAGAUCCUGAGAGUUCUGCGAGUGCUCAGACCACUGAGGGCCAUCAACAGAGCUAAAGGACUAAAGCAUGUAGUGCAGUGCGUGUUUGUGGCCAUCCGGACCAUCGGCAACAUCGUCAUCGUCACCACGUUGCUCCAGUUCAUGUUCGCCUGUAUUGGAGUGCAACUCUUUAAGGGCAAGUUCUUCUCCUGCACCGACAGCUCCAAGCAAACCUAUGCAGACUGCAGGGGUUCCUACAUUAUGUAUAAGGAUGGUGAUGUGGGGAAGCCGGAAAGAGCCCAGAGAUUGUGGGAGAACAGUGACUUUAACUUUGACGAUGUCCUGCAAGGCAUGAUGGCCUUGUUUGCUGUGUCUACCUUCGAGGGCUGGCCAGGGUUACUGUACCGGGCCAUAGACUCUCACGCUGAGGACGUCGGACCCGUCUACAACUACCGCGUGGUCAUCUCCAUCUUCUUCAUCAUCUACAUCAUCAUCAUCGCCUUCUUCAUGAUGAACAUCUUCGUCGGUUUCGUCAUCGUCACAUUCCAGGAGCAAGGAGAGCAAGAAUAUAAGAACUGUGAGCUGGACAAGAACCAGCGUCAAUGUGUGGAGUAUGCUUUGAAGGCACGUCCGUUGCGUCGCUACAUCCCCAAGAACCCCUACCAGUAUAAGGUGUGGUAUGUGGUCAACUCCACCUACUUUGAGUACCUGAUGUUCACACUCAUCCUUCUCAACACCAUCUGCCUGGCCAUGCAGCAUCAUGGACAGACCAAAAAUUUCAACGAUGCCAUGAACAUCCUCAACAUGCUCUUCACGGGACUCUUCACUGUGGAGAUGAUCCUCAAACUGAUCGCCUUCAAACCCAGGGGGUACUUUAGUGAUCCCUGGAAUGUGUUUGAUUUCCUCAUCGUAAUUGGCAGCAUAAUAGACGUCAUUCUCAGUGAGAUCAACCCAGCUGACACGUCCUCGUCUUCCACCUCUUCGCCCUCCUCCUCCUCUUCCUCCUCUCACCCCCCUGUGGUAAGGCCAAUGGUACGCUCCGACGGUAACCUCGUCCGCCUCCCUACCUCCUCCACCAUCCCUCCAUCCCUCCAUCCUUCCAUCCUUCCUUCUGCUACGCCACCCAUGGGACUGCAGAACUCUGAAGAGAACGCCAGGAUCUCCAUCACCUUCUUCCGGCUGUUCCGCGUGAUGAGGCUGGUGAAGCUGCUGUCUCGCGGGGAAGGGAUUCGGACCCUGCUGUGGACCUUCAUCAAAUCCUUCCAAGCUCUGCCCUACGUAGCUCUGCUUAUAGUGAUGCUAUUCUUCAUAUACGCUGUCAUCGGCAUGCAGAUGUUUGGUAAGAUAGCGCUGCGGGACGGCACGGAGAUCAACAGGAACAACAAUUUCCAGACGUUCCCUCAGGCAGUCCUGCUACUCUUCAGAUGUGCAACAGGUGAGGCAUGGCAGGAGAUCAUGCUGGCUUGCUCGCCUAAUCGGCCGUGCGAGAAAGGGUCAACCAAUGAGAACAACUCGGCCCACGAGGACUGUGGCAGCCAGUUUGCCAUCAUUUACUUUGUCAGCUUCUACAUGCUCUGUGCCUUUCUGAUCAUCAACCUGUUUGUGGCCGUCAUCAUGGACAACUUUGACUACCUGACACGUGAUUGGUCAAUCCUGGGGCCGCAUCAUCUUGACGAAUUCAAGAGGAUCUGGGCUGAAUAUGACCCGGAAGCCAAGGGGAGGAUAAAGCACCUGGAUGUGGUGACUUUGCUGCGGAGAAUCCAGCCUCCCCUGGGCUUUGGGAAGCUCUGUCCACACAGAGUGGCCUGCAAGCGUCUGGUGUCGAUGAACAUGCCUCUGAACAGCGAUGGAACAGUGAUGUUCAACGCCACACUGUUUGCCUUGGUCAGAACCGCACUCAGGAUCAAGACGGAUGGUAACCUGGAGCAGGCGAAUGAGGAACUGAGGGCGAUAGUGAAGAAGAUCUGGAAGAGAACCAGCAUGAAGCUCUUGGAUCAAGUAGUGCCCCCUGCUGGAGAUGAUGAGGUAACAGUCGGGAAGUUCUACGCGACAUUCCUCAUCCAGGAAUAUUUCCGCAAGUUUAAGAAGAGGAAAGAACAAGGGCUGGUGGCCAAGGUGGCCCCCAAAACAGCCCUUUCUCUGCAGGCGGGCCUGCGGACAUUACAUGACAUUGGUCCAGAGAUCCGGAGGGCCAUCUCUGGAGACCUGACCGUGGAGGAGGAGCUGGAUAAUAAAGACCUGAAGGAGCCUGUGUCGGCUGCAUCCGAGGACGAUAUCUUCAGGCGUACGGGUGGGUUGUUCAGCAACCACGUCAACUACUACAACCAGAGCGAUGGCCGCAGUUCCUUCCCACAGUCCUUCACUUCCCAGCGUCCCUUGCACAUCAGCCAGAAGGGCUCCCCUUGCGAAGGCGAGAGCCCGUCCCACGAGAAGCUCAUGGACUCGACCACUUUCACCCCUUCCUCUUACUCUUCGUCAGGCUCCAACGCCAACAUCAACAACGCCAACAACACAAGCAUGGUCGGGGUGACGACCCAGGGCAUCAGUCGAUUCCCGAGCCCGUCCAUAAGCACUGUGGACGGGCACACAGGACAGCCGCUCACCCCCAUCCUGCUGCCGAGAUCAGCAUGGUGCUUCCCUCCAAAGAGCUCGGACUCAAGUGACAGCCACCUGCCAAUCAUCCGAAGAGGCGAGGAGUCAACGGAGGAGACGUAUGACGAGAGCUACGGCGACGACAGGAAGUACCUCGAGGACGACCACUCGCUCUCCUCUGACAUGCUGGUGUAUCAUGAUGAAACAUGUAAGCAGUUGACUCCCAUGGAGGAAGGAGAGGAGGUAGAAGACAGAAGAGGAGGAGGAGAGUGGCAGUCUCCCAGGAGAGUCUUCCUCUGCCCCACUUCUCUGGGGCGGAGAUCGUCCUUCCAUCUCGAGUGUCUGAGGAGACAGUCAAGGCCGGACGUCUCCCAGAAGACGUCUGUACCGCUCCACCUUGUACAUCAUCAGGCUCUGGCAGUGGCAGGAUUGAGCCCUCUGCUAAGACGGAGUCACUCACCUACCCUCUUCAGCCGGCUGUGCUCCACGCCUCCAGCCAGUCCCACAGCCCGUGGCAGUGACCCCUCCUACCAGCGAGUGCCCUCUCUGAGGCUAGUGGGCUCCUGCUCCCAUGAAAAGCUCAACACCAGCUUGCCCUCUGUCAACUGUGGGCCCUGGUACAACGACAGUAAUGGGAAUAGCCGAGAUCCCAGUCCUAGCCCCACCCCCAGGGGGUCCAAUCAAAGACCACCACGGCCGGUGUCGCUCACAGUGCCCUCGCUACUGGGAAAAGACUCCAGCUCACUGUGUCACGGCAGCGCAGGGAGUCUGGUGGAGGCGGUGCUAAUAUCAGAGGGUUUGGGUCAUUUCGCCCAGGACCCGUCGUUCAUCGAGGCGACUAAAGCCGAGUUGGCCGACGCAUGCGACAUGACUAUCGAAGAGAUGGAGCAGGCCGCCAACAACAUUCUCAACGGCAACACCGCCACGAAUGCCACAUCCAGUACCUCCUCCACCUCCCAGCACAGCCCCAACGGCAACCUCCUCCCCUUCCACACAGCAGCAGCAGCAACGCACAGGGAACGAGUGGUCAGCGAGGGCGAGGAAGAAACUGGAGGAAGCAGAGGCUCCCUCCAUGAGCCAUCUUCGGAAGAGGAGCGGCAGGAGCUGCUAGCAGGUGGGAGGGGACGAGAAGAGGAGGAGGAGGAAGAGGCAGGAGGGACGGAGGAGGGGCAGCACAGAAGCUCGGUUGUGAUUGGAGGAGCGCGGCAGAGGAACAGCGGGCUGUUGGAGGACGAGGAUAUGGAGUGUGUGACGAGUUUGUAGGAGUCGGAUUGACGGGUUCCAUUGGCCAACUGGCCCCUCUGACAUCAUCAGAGACUGACGUUUGUCAGUGCUGGGUAACAGCGCCGAGGCUGGCUCUGUCUGUCCCCGCCCCUCUCACACACACACACUGUCUGCCUCUCUGCCAGACGUAACCGCUCUGGACAAUGGCGGCCAGUGACGCAACCUUAAACACCUGGUUAUGACUUUGUUGGUUUGUAUGUGUGUGAAUGUUUGUAGUCAAGUAUACCACACUAUACUCUAUACUAUCUGAGUGUAUGCUUGUGUGUCUGUGUGUGUGUGUGUGUGUGUGUGUGUGUGUGUGUCUGUGUGUGUGUGAUCUAUGAUUUUCUCUAUUUGUACGUGAGUGCGUGUGUUCUCCACACGUGUCUGAGUGUGUCUCUAAAGUGCCUCACAGUUUUAUCAUGUCCUCAAAGUGUGAAGAGCCGAAAAGUAGAGAAAAGCAAAAAAAGCCAGGGGAACGUAGGAUGGAGGAACGGUAGAAAGGAAGCAGGAAGUCUUUUUAUUGAUUUCCUGCAGUCGACAUAGUGUGAUAAUUGUUUUCAUUUCCUAUGCCUACUUUGGUGUCGUGUUAUUGUUGUUUGUCUGGCCGCCAUGAAGCCAGGUAGGGGACAGCAGACCAGCUUGUGGGGGGGGUCAGUUAAGGAUUUAAAUCUGACCGCACCCACUUGUGGUCAAAGGUCAACUCCUCCUUCUUGGUUCACUGAUGAUGAAGCGCUGUAUUGAGUAAACGGGGGCGAGGAAAACCCUGUUUGAAAUCUCAUUUCUCUUCCUCUUCCAAAGCUAAGGAACCUUGGAGCACAGCCCUGCCAGCCUGGGGGUGGGAUUAAGGUGACACAUCACCCCAUUUGAGGGAUGGACCAACAGCCACAACAGGGCUUCUGUAAGGGGCUACAGGCAUAGAGAGACACUCUCUGGCCAACAGGAAGCUAGCCAGCUCAUUUAUCCGCUGGUCAGUAAGAUGCCAGCGUGAAACAAACUCACCUUGUCUGUCACCUUGAUCUGGCUUCGCCUCCUCCGCCACUUUUCCUUGUUUGGCCACGCCCACUUCCUGCCCCAAACAGGAAAUGGGAGGAGCAUUUGGUGGCUAAGCAGAGACAGCGAGCCCUCGUUUCUGCCUCAUACCUCGCCGUAACUCACUCCUCCCUCUCUCCUUCCUCCCUGCUCUUUGGUUAUUCCACCAUACCUCUCCCUCCCUCGCUGGGUUUUUUGCUUUUUUCAGCCCCUUGGGAGGCGAGUGUGUCGAACAGGGCAACAGAGACGGAGGGUGGAGGAGAGAACGGGAGUGACCGAUUGAAAAGAAAACAGACUCUGGGCAUGGAUCUACAGAGGAUCUGUCCGUCAAUCAACCUCACUUUCUUCUCCAAGACCCUCCUCUUCCUCUCAGCGUGGAAUCCUAUUGGAUUUGCUGCCACACACUCUCCCUACAGACCACGCCCACUAUGUAUUUAACAGUUGAUUAUUGUGCAAAACUGGCUAGCCAUGACUAUUUUGUUUUAAAUUCAUGAUGUUAUUGGUUUAAUUUAUCCUUGAUUUGUUUGCACAAUCAGGGUGCUGGUCUUAUAAAUGUAUUUUUGCUCGGUUUAUUUUAGGAGAAUUUUAAGAGGUUUUAAGUAUCGAAGCAGGGCGUAGUGUUUGCGUACGAGUGUAUAACUAUAUUUGUGCGUGCGGGCGUGUGUCUGUGUUUUAGUACAGGAUGUAUGCAUGUACGAAUGUGUGAGAUUGCGUGUGUAUCUAAAAGGGGGGGUCUUUCUCUCGAUCAGUAUGCACCUUUUACAGAUUGUAUCUAUUUAUUUAUUUAUUUUUCCCAGAAGAGAAAAAAAUGUGCGUUAGGGUGUGUGUGUGUGUGUGUGUGUGUGUGUCCGAGUGGUUACUUAUGUAUUCUAAAAAGCUGAUUUUAAGCCUAGACAGUAAAUUAAGGUAGCAUUUACAAGUAUGGUAUUGUGUGAGGGUGUGUGUGUGUUUGUGUGUGUGUGUGUGAGUGAGUGUGUGAGUGAGAUAAUGGGCCUCCUUAACACAGGGUUACCAUGGACAGGCAUGCUUCCAAAGCUUUGUGAUUUCUUUAGCACGGUUUUUACUUUUUCGCCAAGCUGCAGAGUCAGAAGCCACUCUUAUCUUUGAAAAUGAGUCAUCAUAUAACUUUUCUUUAUUUCUCUGUCUAGAGGCAAUCGGGCGUACGGUCUCCAGCGAGGUCAGAGUGACGGUUAAGUUUACAAAGGUGAUGAGUUUCGGCAUUGCAGCUUGGCCAGAAGGGAAUAAGCCUUUUGGCAAUUGCUGCUUUUCUUCUUUAUGGUGGAUGGUUGCUUUGAAUGGUAGAAGCACCAAAUUCGCACUGCCACAGCGGCGCCUCACGGAUGAACUUGGGUGACGCCCUGAUCGCUCGGCUGUAACACACCAUUAUCACAUGAUUUCAUCAUUUAAUCGUAGUUUUAACUCCAAACGAACUAUUAGGGCUGGUUUACAGAUGCUGCAAGACUUCUGAAACACAUCUCUUUCUCUGAGUCUGCUCAUAUCACAAAACAUUAUGAUUUAUUGUCAUUGUUAGAAAUAAAACAGCUCCCAUUUACUUUAAAACAAAGUAUACUACAGACAGGUCAUUUACUGUCAAUUGAUAAGAUGUGAUAAUUGUUCGGUUAACGUGAUAAAUCAUUGGAUAUAGAUCAGAAAACUGUCGGCUUGGAGAGAAGUUGCGUCCUGGAUGAUCCCCUGGUGUGAUUUUUGUCUUUUCAUUUCUUCUAAUGGCUUUUAGGUAGCAUGCUGACAACUCUUUACUGACCUUUCUCAAUUAUAGUUUGGAUUCACUUGAGAUAAGGUGUGACCACAGGAUGCCACAGCCAGUUAUGGACCUCAGGCCUCAGUACAUUACACAGGGCACGGGUCUCACCUUGGUAUUGAAUCUUCUCCAAAAUAAAAAAGCAUUCCUAAUGUCACAUCACAUCCUUGGUGCCAAUUGUCACAACUUUAUAGUAAUUAAUGAAAUGAAAUGAUUUCAUUCAGCUCUCAGCUCAAAUGUCAUGUAACAAGUGAUGCUAUAGCCACUGAAAUUGUUGUCACCACCACAAUCCAGAUGCAAAGUCAGCUGGACACUAGGCUCACCAGACCAGUGCUCACAUGCAGAUGCAUCUCAGUGAAUACAGUCGGGAAAUAUUUCCUAAGAAAGUCAAUUUCAUGUUAGGGUUAGAGCAUUUUAAACUGAAACUCUUAUUAGCUCUAAAGAAACUCCAAAUAUGUUGCAAUAUAUUUUUAUCUCUAAAAAUUCUCCCUUUAAAAGAUAUUGAAUUUCCACCCAGAGACACUAUCCCACGUCAACUUAGAGCCAUUUGUUUUCUCGUUAAUUUACCGUUAAGGACUCGUACGUGUUAAGCAGAGCAGGUUUGUGGCAGGGAAGGGUAUGCAUGAACACACUGCCAUACACUGCAUCCUGUGCCAGUAACAGACUUCUGACAUUAUUAUGCAAACUAAAUGUGAAUCUUGAACGUAUUUUUAGUGGCAGUGCUAUUGUUGUUUUGUGGUGACGAUCAUGCUGCGAACCCCCCCGAGGAAGUCUGUGUUGUCAAAGGAACACCCUCCCUGACAUUUAGUCUGUUUCUUUCUUUUCCUUUCUUCCUUCGAACUCAUAAAACAUCUUCAGCAUUUCUUCCUUUCUUUCAGUUACUCUAAAAUCACCACCUCGUUAAAAUAGUACUUGGUACCAUAAGCUCACAUCAGUUUCAGUAUAAGCUGCUUUUUAGUUAGGAAAGCAGAUUUAAUUAUAGUCCAAAAAGUUCAUGUGUGUGUGUGUGUGCAAGGAAGCAUCUGGGUUGUAACCUUAAAGUUAGCACAAUGUCACUUUGUGCUUUGGUUUUUGUUUCCUCACUUUGUUGAAUCCGCCCAAGUAAAGUUUAUUUAACCCCAAAUUUAAAAAGACAUAAUUAGACGUCCUCUUGGUUAUUUAAGCCGAUUUACUUGAUAAACCUAAUGUCGAUUAGGUCUAAAUCCUCACUAAUAAAUGUAACCAGCAGGCAGCUGAAAUAUAAAAGUAGUAAGUGUUUGCAUCCAAGCUGCUACAGAGGAGCCAGCGAGUCCGUCUGCUUUCUAUCAGCCAGUUUAACAGCUGUGAAUGUUGCGCUCUCAAGGCAGUUUAAUGAAUGACAACAGUGUGAAACAAUGAAUUAUCCAACUUGUCAGACUUGACCAAGGUAAAGACAGGAUGGGAACAUUUCCACAAUCGAUCAUCACGGCUUUAAGAUGAAUUAUCUAUAGAUGCUUAGCGUUCCCUCCAGCUUUGAGGAUAAAAGAUCAUAGAUAAUGCAUACGUGCACUCAGAAACUACACUCUUUUACUUUUGUGUUCCUAUUAAAUGUCCACUUAGACACAUUUAGAGCGACCUUGCGUAUCAGAAGUGCAGAUCAGGGCUUUGUUGUCUGUUCAAAUGCUGGCGAGAGAGAUUCAGAGGCCUGUGGCGCCCCCGUGUGGAGAGUUUAUGUUACAGGAACUAUGAGUUGUGCUGCAGUAUAUGGUGGGUGUAAUCCUGCAUCCCACAAGAUAUGCAAAAACAAUGCAAUAACUAUAACUGUAUUCAAGGUUCCCGAGAAAAAUAUCACGACGAUGUUUAUAUUUUUUUCCUGUUUGUCACAUUUCGCAGUAAACUCAGUGGUUUCCAUGCCAGAGAAACCUAACAUACUUGAAAUCAGGUACAUGGCAGUGCAGUAAACUAAAGAUGUAUUUAUUUAUCUUUCUCAUGCCGGAGCGUUGGAUCCGCGGUCUAAAAUAUGUAUUGAGACAUCGACGUGAAACUGGUGUUUUUGCCCGGGCUUUAACAUCCAGUGUAUUCCCACAAUGAAACAGAAUGCAGCAACUUCACCUCCCUGACUCAAUAUGCGUUUGACUGCAUCCCUUUCUCCUGUUUAUUUCCAGUUAGUUUGUAAAUGCAUUGAGCUACCUGAGUGUACCAUCAGUAGCGCCUGAGCUUCACAUGUUGACAUUGAGCGUGCCAGGUUGUGCAAUCGUUUUGAUCAGGUUAAGUAUCACAUCAUGACAGCGUAGCUAUUUCAGUGUACUUAUGGUUAAAUUCACUAUUUCUUCUCUAGAUAAACGUCAGACCGUGCACAGCAGUGGAGGGAUAUUUGGAAGGUGAUUUUGCAUAUCUUGUGUCUUAUGAGCUCUUAGUACAUGUUCUGAUUGAGAGAUCAUGUUCAUAUGAUUGUCCAACGUUGAGAGAAAAGGCAAACUACAGUAUUUUUACUCCCCAGGUUAGAAUAGGUGUCACUUAUUCUUAGUCUCCGUCUUCAACUUGUAUCUUUUCCUCGUCUGUGGAGGAUGGACCAGCGGGAAAAACGUGUAUGAAAUGGACCAAACUACCCAGAAUUAGUAGUUUUUUUAUAAAACAUAUUGGUGGAUUGAAAUCAGGCAGGAGCUUCAUAGCACAUACACAUGAUACACACUUGAACAUCAACUUAAAAUCCACAGGUUAAACUGAAGCUGUGUCCCGGCUCCAUGCAAACAAUUCUGAGCAGGUUUAGAGUAAAAACACUUAAGUGAUUAACUUAAGUAAACAUAUAUAAGGGGGGCUCGCAAGAUUUAAAGAUGAACGGUAGAAACUGAUGCAGCAGAGGCAGAGAAAAUAUAUCUUAAAUACUACAUUUCCAAUAAUAACAAUCUCUUCUUUAGACACUCCCUGCCUACAUCUUUUAAACUAUAUAGCCUCUUAAACUAAUUACAGAUGGUGGCGACAGACAGAAACGGCCUUAGUGUCAUUUUAUAGUCACAUUGUAGUACAACAUGGUUAAGUGUGCUGGUUUCUUGUAAACCAAAUGCACAAACAUACUACAAAGAUUGGUAUAUAGUUACAUUGUAUACAAGUAGUGUGCAAUAUGGAAUUGGAACACAGCACUAGUGUGUUUGUUGUCCCUUUCAACAGCUGAUAUUUUUUGUCUAAUUAGCAGAAAAAAGGUGCAACUAAUAACCUUAAUCAUGGCGCGUGCGUGUGUGUGUGUGUGUGUGUGCCGGUAAACCAGCGUGCAUCAAAGCACAGCUGUGGAGCUGUAGCCUCUAUUAAUGAUAUUAGUUGUAUGUGUGUUUAUGUCGCUGGAGAUAGUAGCCAGUUCAUCAGGCUGAUGAGCUGCAGCUGUGUCUACAGCCAGUUAGGCUCCGACCACACGGCUCUGAUUUAAAGGCUGCAGCGAAGUGAAAGCAGAGAUAGAGAGAGAACAAAGGCCUCGGGUGACAAUCUGUUGAUAACAAUAGGAAGCAGUGGGUGUUUGGUCUCAGUGAGAAUGUUGUGGGGGGGGGUUGUUGAAGGUUUUAUUUCAUCAUGUUCGCAUUUCAGGGUGGUCUAAGUUCAUACAUGGUGACUUAUUUAUCCAAGUGAUGUUUUAUGUGCAUGGGGUCUCUCUCUAGGGAUAUAAAGUAUAGGUCCUAUGUGAAUGAUAAUACCUUACGUCUCACCACUAGCCAAUGAUUGUAUAUUUUUAUACAACAUAUAGCAUAUUAUAGCAAGAAAUAUAUAAUAUUUAUCACCAGAAUGUUAGAGUAAGGAAGAGGCAGGACACUUAUUUGGGAAUGUAGUUAGUGAACUGUUGGUUAUGAACAUGUGUUAUUUAAGCCUACUGACUGAGGGUCAGUAAGAAGUUAUUGUAUAAAAGAAAAGUCCCACUUUACUGACUGUAUUUUUGACCAAAAGGAACCAGCAGGGAAUAAUGUAGUUCUAUUUACUGAAGAAGAAACAGUGUAUGUGUCAGCUGACGGCACGAUGGGCUUGGAUGAUUCCCAGACUGAGGCUCUUCAGUCUACACAAGUAUGGCUUCAUUUAAAUAUGAUUAGCUGCAUAACACAAAUAAUCAAAUACGGAAUUAACUACAGCUAAAACGCUUGGAAAUGUAUCCAUUCGCAGCGAUGUGACUCCAGAAGCAGGAGGCUCUUUGUCCAGGCCUUAAAGACACUACGGUUCAGAAAUGAAUGCGACAGAGAUCUGAAAUGUAACAUGCUUUUUGUUUUUUGUUGUGAGGUGAGCUGAAAUACAUUAACCUACCAGCAGCCUGUCAGUGCAGGUCAAAGUCUGGACAUUUUUCCUACUGUAGCACCGAGACACCAGUCUCUUUUUCACUAGUCCUACAUCAUCACACACAUACACACUGUACACUUUUUUCAAAUGCAUUGUUAAAGCUAUCAAAGACAUCAAACCAAAAAACAAUCCACCUAUCAAGGACUAGGUCUCUCUAUGCUUUGAGCCAUGAAAAUCAUGUAGCUUCAAUUUUUUUCUUCCAAGAAAGGAAUAAGAGGGCUCUACACGUGUAGAGAAAUUCUGAUUGAAUGCAGAGCGGGGAGUAAAGAAGUCCAGCGGCUGACCGACUCAAGGAUGUUUAAGGGUUUGUGCAGUAAGGGCGUUCAGAAAGUGUUUUAUGUUUGUGUGGAACAGCUGCUGUACAUGACGGAAUACAUUUCAAGCUGCUCAGUAUUAAGAAAAAGAUGUCAUCCAACAUGCUUUAACAAAAAUAGUAUUUUACACACGUACCAUUUAACAAAAGUAUUAAGAGUUGUGUAUUUAUCCUGAACUACACACAGAUGUGUUACUAUCGGAGCGUGUGAGGCUGUAAAGCAGGAGUCGUGUUAUUCUUCCUGUCUUGGUCACUCAGAUCUAACGUUGUUGCAACAGAUGCACCUUAUAUUUUCUUGUAAACCGAAGUGUUGGUUGAUCAUUGUUUGAUCCCGACACAAAUAUUUUAAGAGGACUAUUUUGAAUAUAGAUUUUAUUUUCCUUUUUUCCUAGGAAAAAUUCAGAGUAGCCUGUUGUCGUAGGAAUCUAACUAAAUCUAAUUACAACAUGAAUUCCCUUUUCUGGAGAAACAGUGACGUCUCUGGUACAGAUGGUAUUUUGACAAUAAUGCUGAUGGGAAAUGGAACUGAAAGAGAAAGAGGGAAUAUAUUAUGAAAUACAAGUUUAUAUUGCAAGUGUCUUCUAUUUUAAAUAUUAUAUAUAGAAAAAACUAUAUAUAUAUAUAUAAAUUAUAUGAUAUUAAAUGAUAGUUUGCAGAGGAUCAAAACAAAUCUUGUUCUUUGAGGGAGAAUGCCCAGAUCAGGUUCAGAGGUGCCAUAUUGUUAAACUCUACACGUGCUGGCGUUUUCUAUCCCUAACAUGAACCAAAUAGAAGUAGGAAUAACUUUAAAGGAUAGUUCCAUAUAACUGUAGCAGCAGCACCCCUCUGUGAACGUUUAGGAUGACUGUUAGUGUUGGAAGGACCUUGAAAGCCUCGUGUUGAUCACUCAUUCAUUCUUAUUCAUAUACUCGAAUAAAUCCAAAAAGGAAAUCCCUGUUUGCACAUAGUAGAAAAUCUGACAGAGAGAUCGCUCUGUGUGUUAAUGGAGAAGAACGCUGCACCCACAGCCUGUUGAUGGAGGAGAGGUGUUGUCUGUACCAGCUGGUGUUUCUAACGGUGACCUUCUGCAGGAUUUGACUUCAGCGAACAUCUCUCGGCUCUGGAGGUGUGGCAGCGGCUUUACGAUGCAGACUUACUGUCAGUGGUUCUGCUGGUGAAACAGCUCCUCCGUAGAUCCACACUGUCUGUGCCUCCCUGCAUCUGCUACGUCUCUCUAAAUGUCAUAAGACCUACUUAACAUUGCGGCACGAAUGAUGAACAGUUUCAUCCCUUGAAUGUACGACGCAGUGAUGCUCAUACUAGCGUAUUUACAUAUCUGGAAAAUCCACAUGAAGUAUUUGAAAGUUAGUUUGUGGUUUUGACUCGCUAAGAAAGCCUCACGUGACCACAAAGAGUUAGAAACCAACAGGUCUUGUAUGCCUGUGUGUGUGUGUAAAUGCAGCUUUAAUGAAUGAGAUGGCCCAUGUGAGAGCAGUGUCAUGUACAUUAUCAGUGUUUUCUUCCGUGAGUUAUUUCUUGCUGGUGUGGAAACGCCUCUUUAACAGCAUGCAGGCGUUACUACAUUUCUUUUUUUUUAACCCAGGCAGGGUGAUCCUGGCCUUCAGCCAGCCUGAUGACUCAAUGGCAGGGGAUCCACAGCUCCAUAUACAGUAGUGUUUAACCAAGGCUUUUCUGUUCAUUAUUUACUAGGUAAAUGCCAUGGCUAUGUGGCUCUGUUCUCCACUGGUCAGUAGUGUCUUAUGAUCUUGUCCGUAGUCUUAGUUCACUACUCAUGCAAAGUGUUAAAGGGCCUUCGACAGGUCGAGCUGUUUGUUUGUUUUUGUUGUUUUCUGUCCGAGAGAAGUCCGUUAUCAUUUGUACGGAGAGAGGUGUUCACACAGAGACCAAUUUGUUGUAAUAUUAGUAGUGACGCUACUGUUAAAUGUAGUAUUUAAUAACAGCACUAUUUAUGGUCAAAAAAUGAACUAGAGUGUGUUAUUGUACUUGCGGUAGCUUUGGAGGCAGGUGGUCAUUUUGUAACUGUUCUUUAACAUAAGCCACUCCCCCUCGACUGCGAGGGAUUUCAUUGGUCCUGAGGUUGCCAAGUGACACGGGCCCAACAUCACUUGGUUUCCUCAGUAACCAUUUGUCUCCUCGGUGACGCCUGCAUGGUCUCACAGUUGACGCUCCCUUUUUUCUUCUUCUUCUUCUUCUUCUUCUUCUUCUUCUUCUUCUUCUUCUGCUUCUCUUUCUUUUUUCUAAAAGGAGAGUUCUUGAUUUUCUUUCUUUUUUGUUCAUUCACUUCAUUUUACAUUUUAGAAAGGGAAAGAAUACAAAUGAAGUAAAUCAGAAUAUUAAUUCAAUCACUUUUUCUACUCCUAUUUUCAAUAAAAAGUGAAACGAAAAAAACCAAACAAAAAGUUGAUUUGUAAAUAAGUAAUGUACAGUUUGUAUCUGUAACUUGUCAGUCUGUCAUUGGUGACAGAGUCUGUCUUGCUUAUAACGCACGCUACCAGUAAAUAAAAAAAGGAAAAAGUAUAUUUAGACUGUAUGGUCCCUUGAAAGCAAGUUUUAAAUUAAUAUCUGAUGUAUAUUCCUGUAACAUUGCAUUUUUAUCUGAGGAAUGAUGUUAUUAAAAAAUUGCAAAUAAAUUGCAUUUCCUACA
Cottoperca gobio is the source of this 16941-nucleotide messenger RNA. RefSeq names its product calcium channel, voltage-dependent, L type, alpha 1C subunit (gene cacna1c). The record is from RefSeq and is a predicted model, not a curated record. Gene Ontology annotation, biological process: calcium ion import across plasma membrane. Bases 1 to 6924 code for a protein of 2307 amino acids. Lineage: Eukaryota; Metazoa; Chordata; Actinopteri; Perciformes; Bovichtidae. The transcript has 51 exons. Gene Ontology annotation, molecular function: high voltage-gated calcium channel activity. Gene Ontology annotation, cellular component: voltage-gated calcium channel complex; membrane.